This is a messenger RNA of Musca vetustissima, 412 nucleotides long. RefSeq names its product thioredoxin-2 (gene Trx2). Gene Ontology annotation, molecular function: protein-disulfide reductase activity. Lineage: Eukaryota; Metazoa; Arthropoda; Insecta; Diptera; Muscidae. The record is from RefSeq and is a predicted model, not a curated record. The transcript has 3 exons. Bases 87 to 407 code for a protein of 106 amino acids.
AAAGUAACAUCAUUGCGAUAAGGUUGCUUGUAGCUCCAAUUUCUUUUAAAAAAGACUUAAGCAUUUAUUAAAAAAACAACAUCAAAAUGGUCUACACUGUCACAAGCAAGUCUGAUUUCGAUCAACAAUUGGAAAAUGCCGGCGACAAAUUGGUUGUUGUUGAUUUCUUUGCCACCUGGUGUGGUCCCUGCAAAAUGAUUGCUCCCCGCUUGCAGGAAUUGUCCAAUGAAUUUGCUGAUAAAAUUGUUGUCAUUAAGGUCGAUGUUGACGAAUGCGAAGAUGUCGCCAUGGAAUACAACAUUUCCAGCAUGCCCACUUUCUUGUUCAUCAAGAAGAAGCAAGAAUUGGAGAAGUUCGCCGGUGCCAAUGCUGAAAAAUUGUUGGCCACCAUUCAAAAACACGCCUAAAUAAA